Messenger RNA from Platichthys flesus (European flounder), 1416 nucleotides. RefSeq names its product sulfotransferase 2B1-like. Gene Ontology annotation, biological process: sulfation. NCBI's taxonomy places the organism in Eukaryota, Metazoa, Chordata, Actinopteri, Pleuronectiformes, Pleuronectidae. Gene Ontology annotation, cellular component: cytoplasm. The record is from RefSeq and is a predicted model, not a curated record. Gene Ontology annotation, molecular function: sulfotransferase activity. Bases 1 to 867 code for a protein of 288 amino acids. The transcript is spliced from 6 exons.
AUGUCCUCUGAAGAGCUAUACUUUGACUAUCGUGGACUCAGUCUUCCCAAGACGAUCCACACCGCAGAAAGCUUGGAGUUUGCGCAGGAAUUCAAAUUUAAAGACGAUGACGUCAUCGCUGUCACCUACCCGAAGUCAGGUACAAUCUGGAUGCAGGAGAUUCUGCCACUGGUGCUUAAUGGUGGUGAUCUGAAGCCAAUCCAAACCAUUCCAAACUUUGAAAGGAUGCCUUGGCUGGAGGAGAUAAAAUUGUCCAUUGUUGUGGAUCAAUUGAAAUCUCCGCGAGCACUAGUGACUCAUUUUCCUUAUCACCUCAUGCCUGCAUCCUUUCACACCUCCAAAGCCAAGGUGAUCUAUGUUGUCAGGAAUCCAAAGGAUGUCCUGGUGUCUUCAUACUACUUCCACCAGAUGGCAUCAUUCCUCGAGGAUCCAGGAACUUUUGAUGAGUUCAAAGAGAAAUUCCUGGAUGGCAGAGUGAUGUUUGGAAAAUGGACGGACCAUGUGAAGAGCUGGAGACACACAGAGCUGACAGACAGAAUCAUGUACAUCUCAUAUGAAGAAAUGGUUCAGGACCUGCCUGCGUCUCUCAGGCGUUUAUCUGGUUUCCUGGGCACUAACCUGAGUGAAGACACCAUUCAGAAGAUCGCAGAGCAUUGCACCUUCAAGACCAUGAAGAACAACAACAUGUCCAACUUCAGCCUGCUGCCAAAGAAAUUCAUGGACUCUGACAAAUCUCCAUUCUUCAGGAAAGGUAUUGCUGGAGACUGGAAAAAACAUUUCAGCUCAGAGCAGCUGGCCCGGUUCACAUCAGUCAUUUGCAAAGAGAUGGAGGGUGAGAGCUUCUCUCUGCCGUGGAGUCUGGACUGAGCCACAGCCAGAGGAGAGACGCAGAGGGAGAAAGAGCCAUGUACAAUAGAUAUUUUUGUCAGAGUAGGAAACUGGUGCUAUUUGGGCCAAACAUUUUCAAAGUUAGGCAGACAAGUAAAAAUCACUUUACUGAUGUUUGUACUCUGGUCAUCAUCCAGCUUCUCAAACAGGAUUUAGAAGAGCUGCAGAGCCUGUUACCUGGAGAGACCACCACCACAUUAAAAUAUAUGUCAACAGUUUUUUGGGGUGUGAAAUGUAACAUUUUCCAGGUUAAUUCCACAAUUGUUUUGCUUGCCCUGGAUGAGAAUUUAUGUUAAACCGCCAACAAGGGAUUGCUUCUUCAACAGUGAUCAUUUGGAUUCUCUCAUCUGUAAAUAAGCUUGUUAAUGAGCUAUUUUGUUAUAUUCCUGCUUCUCAAUUUGGUUAAAACUAACAACACAACUAUUGUUGACUCCUUGCUUGUAUGCAAAAUGUGACUAUGUAAUGUUAUGCAUGUUUAAGGCACCCGGAGCUCAGCUUGUAGAAACUUUUAAUACACUUUCAAUAAAU